This is a messenger RNA of Spinacia oleracea (spinach), 2771 nucleotides long. Its product is annotated as jasmonate-induced oxygenase 4. NCBI's taxonomy places the organism in Eukaryota, Viridiplantae, Streptophyta, Magnoliopsida, Caryophyllales, Amaranthaceae. The transcript is spliced from 9 exons. The record is from RefSeq and is a predicted model, not a curated record. The coding region runs from base 1514 to 2641 and encodes 375 amino acids.
GUCCCAGAAAUUUACCAGCUUCCUAACAAAUCAGAUGAUAAUCAGUUUGAGAUUGAAUACAUAGACAGUCCAGUUAUUGAUCUUAGCCUACUUACAGCUUUAUCGUCAAGCCAACACGAAGAACAACUGUUCUUAGUUCAAUCUGCUCUUAGUGCCUGGGUUGCUUACAGCUUAUUAAACAUGGUUUAUCGAGUUAAUUACUUGAUCAAAUCCGUGAAGUUGGGAAGAAAUUCUUUGAUCUGCAAAAGCAUAGCAGAAUAUUGGAUUCAUUUGAAUGUUAUGGAGAUGAUACAGUUUCUGAGGGUCAGGGUUAUAACUGGAAUGAUAGACUGCAUCUCAAGAAAAACAAGUUGAAGGCCUUCAAGUUCAGAAAGAUAACCAAUGGUUCAAGGCAGCCAUUGUUCCUGAUCCCCUUUUUCAUCAACAUUGGUGAUCAGUUGAGAUAAUGAGUAAUGGCAUAUUGAAGAGUGUAUGUAGUGCACAAGGUGGUGAUAGAUGAGGAGAACGACAUGACAUCUGUGGCUACGGUACUAAUUCCUAGACCUCCUUUUUUUUCCUAGUUGGAAAAUUGUAUCUUUCGCAAUUAACUGAUUCUUGGUUCCUCCCCACCGUCACUCCUCACUCCUCACUCCUCAACAACAAAUUUCCAAAUUAUUAAGCGUGACCAUAGUAAGAUGGUAGACUUGCAUAUAAUUUGAAGGGGCAGUGUCAAGGGUUGAGGAAACGAGGCAUAGCUAUUCUGCCCCUGACCAAGAUUUUGUUUUCCAAUUGCUUAUAAAUCAUGGUGUAUCGAGCUCGUUACUUUACCAAAUUCGUCAAGUUUGGAAGGAAUUCUCUGAUCUGCCUCUAGAAGUGAAGCAGAAACAUCGCGAAACACUAGAUUGGUAUGAAGGUUAUGGAGGUGAUAAAGUUUCUGAGAAUCAAAGUUAUAAUUGGAAUGAUAGACUGCGUUUCAAAGUUCACCCUCUUGAUCAGCGGAACUACAAGAUUUGGCCUGAAUUCUUACCAAAUUUCAGGGAAACAUUGGAGGCGUACACGAUGGAGGUAAGGCGAGUACGAGAAAUGAUUCUGAAAGCUGUUGCAAAAUCAGUGAAUUUAGAGGAAAACAGCUUCUUGAAUGCGUGUGGAGGAAAGGAGAGGAUACAUAUGUUCACAAGAUUCAACUAUUAUCCUCCAUGUUCAUCCCCGGGACAAGUUUUAGGUCUCAAACCACAUUCAGAUGGUUCAGCAGUUACCAUUCUUCUAUAAGACAAUCAAGUCGAAGGUCUUCAAGUUGAGAAAGAUAACCAAUGGUACAAAGUUCCCGUCAUUCCUGAUGCCCUCUUCAUCAAUAUUGGUGAUCAGCUGGAGGAAUAAUAAGAUUGGUUAUAGAAGUUUAUGGUAUUUUACCCGGUAUUCACUCUACUAGUCUUCUCAGUGGUAUUUGGUGGCGUGGCGCUACAUUAGUAUUAUAAAUAACGUAUCCAAUUUACUCCUAUUCUCCUCUGCCUUAUCUCAUUAAUUCAUUAUUGUCAUGUUAGAAUCACAAAGUAAGAUGUCUGCAUCAUCUGUUCCUCCUAUGAAUUUAGAAUUACCAUCAAAACCAGUUCAAGAACUAAUUAAAUCUGCAGACAAAGAGGUCCCAGAAAGAUAUAUUUACCAACUUCCAAACAGAUCAGAUGAUAAUCAUUUUGAGAUUGAAUAUAUGGACAGUUCAGUGAUUGAUCUUAGCCUACUUUCAGCUUCAUCUUCAAGCCAACACGAAGAACUGCGAAAACUUCGAUCUGUUCUUAGUUCUUGGGGUUGCUUACAGCUUAUUAAUCAUGGGUUAUCGAGUUCGUUACUUGAUCAAAUCCGUCAAGUUGGGAAGGAAUUCUUUGAUCUGCCUCUAGAAGUGAAACAGAAGCACAGCAGAACAUUGGAUAGCUUUGAAGGUUAUGGGGAUGAUACAGUUUCUGAGGGUCAGAGUUACAACUGGAAUGAUAGGCUGCAUCUCAAAGUUCACCCUCUUGAUCACCGAAAUUUUAGGCUUUGGCCUGAAUAUUUACCAAAUUUCAGGGGAACAUUGGAAGAGUACACCAUGGAGUUAAGGAGAGUACUAAAAACUAUCUUGGAAGCAAUUGCUAAAUCACUCGAGUUAGACGAAAAUAUCUUCUUGAGAGAGUGUGGAGGAGAGGAAAGCAUAAAUAUGUUCACAAGAUUCAACUACUAUCCUCCAUGUUCAGACCCGAGUCAUGUUUUAGGUCUUAAACCGCAUUCUGAUGGUUCAGUAAUUACCAUUCUCUUGCAAGACAAACAAGUUGAAGGACUUCAAGUUGAGAAAGAUAAACAAUGGUUCAAAGUUCCUAUUGUUCCUGAUGCCCUUUUCAUCAACAUUGGUGAUCAGUUAGAGAUAAUGAGUAAUGGCAUAUUGAAGAGCGUAGUGCACAAGGUGGUGAUAGAUAAGGAGAACAAAAGGACAUCUGUGGCUACGGUUAGUAUUCCACACUCAGACAAGGAAAUAGGGCCAUUUGGUGAGCUUAUUGACAAGGAAAUAGGGCCAUUUGGUGAGCUUAUUGACAAGGAAAGGCCACAGAUGUACAAAAGGAUCAAGAAUUAUUUAUCUGUGUUCUUCCAGUACUAUCCAAGAGGAGAAAGAGCCAUCACUGCUGUGAAAAUUUAGAUAAUGUUAAGUACACAAUUAAUCUUCUGCUAAUUUAGCAAGAUUAUGAUCUCUCUGAGAGGCUUGGCGUAAUGUAAUACACUUAUACACACGUGCAGUCUCGUUAAGUACACAGUUAAUCUUCUGCUAA